Messenger RNA from Pongo pygmaeus (Bornean orangutan), 2728 nucleotides. RefSeq names its product leucine rich repeat and Ig domain containing 4 (gene LINGO4). Lineage: Eukaryota; Metazoa; Chordata; Mammalia; Primates; Hominidae. Gene Ontology annotation, molecular function: protein binding. The coding region runs from base 239 to 2020 and encodes 593 amino acids. The record is from RefSeq and is a predicted model, not a curated record. The transcript is spliced from 2 exons.
AAGGAGAAAUGCUUUCUGGCUCUUUUCUCCACCUCAGUCUUGGCAGCAGCGGCCGCAGCAGCAACAGCAGCAGCAGCAGUGGCAGGCGGCAGCUGGGCAGCUAGGCAGCGGGGGUUGAGGCACACUGGGAAGGUGCAGGGGCCUGAGGUGCAGCUCGAAUGGGACAGGGCCCCCAGCGCUGGACAGAUGCAGUGCCAAUCUUGAUGCCACCUUCCAGCUUCUCCGGACUGAAGAGGGAAUGGAUGCAGCCACAGCUCCAAAGCAAGCCUGGCCCCCAUGGCCCCCACUCCUUUUCCUCCUCCUCCUACCUGGAGGGAGCGGUGGCAGCUGCCCUGCUGUGUGUGACUGCACCUCCCAGCCCCAGGCUGUGCUCUGUGGCCACAGGCAACUGGAGGCUGUACCUGGAGGACUCCCACUGGACACUGAGCUCCUGGACCUGAGUGGAAACCGCCUGUGGGGGCUCCAGCAGGGAAUGCUCUCCCGCCUGAGCCUGCUCCAGGAAUUGGACCUCAGCUACAACCAGCUCUCAAGCCUUGAGCCCGGGGCCUUCCAUGGCCUACAAAGCCUACUCACCCUGAGGCUGCAGGGCAAUCGGCUCAGAAUCAUGGGGCCCGGGGUCUUCUCAGGCCUCUCUGCUCUGACCCUGCUGGACCUCCGCCUCAACCAGAUUGUCCUCUUCCUAGAUGGAGCUUUUGGGGAGCUAGGCAGCCUCCAGAAGCUGGAGAUUGGGGACAACCACCUGGUAUUUGUGGCUCCAGGGGCCUUUGUAGGGCUGACCAAGUUGAGCACCCUCACCCUGGAGCGCUGCAACCUCACAACAGUGCCUGGCCUAGCCCUCGCCCGUCUCCCGGCACUAGUGACCCUAAGGCUUCGAGAACUGGAUAUUGGGAGGCUGCCAGCUGGGGCCCUGCGGGGGCUGGGGCAGCUCAAGGAGCUGGAGAUCCACCUCUGGCCAUCUCUGGAGGCUCUGGACCCUGGGAGCCUGGUUGGGCUCAAUCUCAGCAGCCUGGCCAUCACCCGCUGCAAUCUGAGCUCGGUGCCCUUCCAAGCAUUGUACCACCUCAGCUUCCUCAGGGUCCUGGAUCUGUCUCAGAAUCCCAUCUCAGCCAUCCCAGCCCGAAGGCUCAGCCCCCUGGUGCGGCUCCAGGAGCUACGCCUGUCAGGGGCAUGCCUCACCUCCAUUGCUGCCCAUGCCUUCCAUGGCUUGACUGCCUUCCACCUCCUGGAUGUGGCAGAUAAUGCCCUUCAGACACUAGAGGAAACAGCCUUCCCUUCUCCAGACAAACUGGUCACCCUGAGGCUGUCUGGCAACCCUCUAACCUGUGACUGCCGCCUCCUCUGGCUGCUCCGGCUCCGCCGCCGCCUGGACUUUGGCACGUCCCCCCCUGCCUGUGCUGGCCCCCAGCAUGUCCAGGGGAAGAGCCUGAAGGAGUUUUCAGACAUCCUGCCUCCGGGGCACUUCACCUGCAAACCAGCCCUGAUCCGAAAGUCGGGGCCUCGAUGGGUCAUUGCAGAGGAGGGCGGGCAUGCGGUUUUCUUCUGCUCUGGAGACGGAGACCCAGCCCCCACUGUCUCCUGGAUGAGGCCGCACGGGGCUUGGCUGGGCAGGGCUGGGAGAGUAAGGGUCCUAGAGGAUGGGACACUGGAGAUCCGCUCAGUGCAGCUACGGGACAGAGGGGCCUAUGUCUGUGUGGUCAGCAAUGUCGCUGGGAAUGACUCCCUGAGGACCUGGCUGGAAGUCAUCCAGGUGGAACCACCGAACGGCACACUUUCUGACCCCAACAUCACCGUGCCAGGGAUCCCAGGGCCUUUUUUUCUGGAUAGCAGAGGUGUGGCCAUGGUGCUGGCAGUCGGCUUCCUCCCCUUCCUCACCUCAGUGACCCUCUGCUUUGGCCUGAUUGCCCUUUGGAGCAAGGGCAAAGGUCGGGUCAAACAUCACAUGACCUUUGACUUUGUGGCACCUCGGCCCUCUGGGGAUAAAAACUCUGCGGGUAACCGGGUCACUGCCAAGCUCUUCUGACCUUUCCUUCCCCAGUGGGGAACCCACCAAGUCCGCUUCAGACACCAAAGGGGAAGACAGAACCAAGGCUGCUUGAACCAGAACCUAGUCCCUAGCAGCACUGCUCUCUUGCACCUCCCGCCUGCGUUGUGCCUCCUGCCAGAGAGUCUGCUUCCUGAGCUUUUCCGGUCUGAGGAUAGCAUUGUCAUUUCUUCUCUGAGGGUCCCAGGGAGCUGCAGAUGCAGACCCUGUCAUUAGUCCAGCCCCCUCUUCGCCCCCUCCACACACAAAACAGGAAACAUAAUCAAAGCGCUAGCCAGCUAGUCUAACCACUAGGCUUUCUUCACACACACUUAUAUCCCUUAAUAAGCAAUUGCCAACCACGGCUAUAAGAUUAUUUCAGAGGUGGGGCUGGGAAGCGCCACUUGCUCCUUGGAGUCUCUGUUUGUCAACCAGGCAGAAUCCCUUUCUUUUCUGCUCCCCACCCCAACCCUGCCCCUAGGUACAGGAAUAAGAGCAAAGGACCCUCAGGCUACAGAGAAGAGGAUGGGGACAGAGUGUGGGAUGGGGAGGACAGACCAUACACUGCACUGUGUUUGUAUGAGCCUCUACCACCUUCCUCUAUCUACCAGAUCAUUAAACCUGCUGUCAAAGGGCCACAACAGUAGCAGCCAAAACUAAAUGUCAUCUCUGGAGUUUUCUUUACUUCAGUCUAUUUCCUACCCUCAU